GGGACAACGAGGCGUAUAAAGAGAUGAAGGAAUGGCAGUCGCCAUUGUACCAGUCUUCUGCCGAAGCAUAUUCCUUCACUUUAUACUGAGGCAUACAUAUAGUCACUGGUGCGUCCAGCGGCUUCGGACGGCUCAUGACGGAGCUCGUCCUCAAGAAUGGCGAUUCGGCGGUCGCUACGCUGAGAAAGCCCGAAGCCUUGGCCGAGUUGUCCUUCCAGCAUGGCGCAGGCAGGCUCCUCGUGCUCAAACUUGACGUCACAAAGCCUCAGGAGAUCCACGACGCAUUCUCCGAGGCCGUCGAGAGAUUUGGCCGCAUAGACGUCGUAUUCAACAACGCUGGCUACUCCAUGCUGAGCGAAGUCGAAGGCGCGCCAGAGGAAGCAGGUCGCGCACUCUUCGACGUCAACGUGUGGGGGGCGGUGAACGUCAGCAAUCAGGCGGUACAUGUCUUCCGAGACGUCAACAAACCCGCUGGUGGGACGCUGCUGCAGGUGUCCUCGCUUCUCGGUCUCUAUGCGUACCCAACCUUUGGUCACUACAGCGCUAGUAAAUACGCGCUGGAAGGCGUCAGUACGGCGUUAGCAGAGGAGGUUGAACCUGAAUGGAAGAUCAAGAUUGUCCUCAUCGAACCUGGCAACUUUGGGACGUCCGCGAUCAGCAACCUCGUACGCAUACCUCCGCAUCCCGCUUAUACGAAGUCGACAGCGACGACGACCAAAGUUCGCGAGUGGGUCAAAGAGGAUAGCUUCGACACGCCAGCGGACGCUGGCAAGGCCGUGGCCGCGAUAUACCGGAUCGCUCAGCUUCCUGACCCUCCACUUCACCUUGUCCUGGGCAAGGAUGCCGUGGAGCGAGUUCGGGGGAAAGCUGCCAAGUUACUCGCGGAUAUCGAUCGGUUUGCCUCUUGGUCGGAGGAUCUAGACGCGAAAGCUUGAAGAGGGGGAUCUGACUUGUUCGUGACGAUCCAGCCUCAUUGACGAUGUAAGAUUGGGCACCGCAGCUGAUAAUUUGCAUUUUUGAAUGCGUGCCAGCUUAUGACAAGCGAUGGCACAUUCGUAGUCUACUUGAGAUCGAGUGAGAAAAAAUGACAACAUCGAUGUGAGCUAUCAGGAUCAGAC
Rhodofomes roseus is the source of this 1118-nucleotide messenger RNA. RefSeq lists its product as uncharacterized. Gene Ontology annotation, molecular function: oxidoreductase activity. The transcript has 4 exons. The record is from RefSeq and is a predicted model, not a curated record. Lineage: Eukaryota; Fungi; Basidiomycota; Agaricomycetes; Polyporales; Fomitopsidaceae. The coding region runs from base 135 to 935 and encodes 266 amino acids.